CCAACGGCGCCGGUGUGUAUGAGCCGCACAUCUCUUCUCAGCACACACCAAAACCGAUCUGGACAAUCAGUGCAUGUGCUAAUAAAAUAUUGUAAUACUCCCAAAUACUUGAUAUACAACAUUAAUACUUAUAUAGAAAGAAACUUUAAUGUCGGGCAUUAAUAGGCAAAUAAACCAUAUGAUGGAGACGGAAAUCCACGUGCCGAUUGGGUCGCCGACUAUUAGAAAAUUCCCGAUAUUCGUGGAUGAACAUAAUGUGACGAAAGGUGCGAUGAAACUGAUUAAAGAGCUCAGACCGGGUUGGGACCCGAACCUGAUCCAGACUAAGCUUUUCACAGAUGGCACGACUAACAAACUGAUGGGCUUUUAUAUGGAGGACUACCCCGAGGAUGUGGUGCUAGUGAGAGUGUAUGGCAACAAGACGGAGCUGAUUGUGGACCGAGACAACGAACUUAAGAGUUUCCUGGUUCUGCACGCUAACGGUUGUGCGCCCAGACUUUACUGUACCUUCCAGAAUGGCAUCUGCUACGAGUUCAUGCAGGGACACGCUCUCGAUACUCAAGACGUCAGGGACCCUGUGUUACUCAGACUGAUUGCCCGAGAAAUGGCCCGCAUACACUCCAUCCAUGCCCACAACGGCUGCAUCCCCAAACCCAACCUGUGGAUCAAAAUGCGCAAGUACUUCUCGCUAGUGGCCACAGAGUUCACCGACCAGGCCUCCAACCUCAGAAUUCAACAGGAAGUGCCCAGUCAGGAAGUGCUGGAACAGGAAAUUACAUGGAUGAAGGAGCACCUGUCACAGCUGGGCUCUCCUGUGGUGCUCUGCCACAACGACCUGCUCUGCAAAAACAUAAUUCACAAUGAUGAAGAAGGUCAUGUCCGGUUUAUCGAUUAUGAAUACUCAAGUUACAACUACCAAGCAUUUGACAUUGGCAAUCAUUUCAAUGAGUUUGCAGGCAUGAGUGAACCAGACUUUAACCUAUAUCCCAGUCGAGAGAUGCAAUUGGACUGGCUACACACUUACCUGCAGGCCUACAAACUAUUUACUAAGAAAGGUGAGGAGGUGAGCCAGCGUGAACUCGAGACACUCUACGUGCAGGUCAACAAAUUUGCACUGGCCUCACAUUUCUUCUGGGGUUUCUGGGCCCUGAUCCAAGCCAAGUACUCCUCCAUCGAAUUUGACUUCCUCGGGUAUGCCGUGCUACGUUUCAAUCAGUACUUCAAGACCAAACCUGCUGUAAUGGCCUUGGAGAUCCCCUUGGAGAUCCCACAAACAAGACCAGACUGAGGGGAUGUGAUGGGAUCUGCUGGCCUCUCAGUUGAUUGUUUGAACGUAGAAUCAGAGGCCUUUUCUGCCAGGGGAGGGUAUGGGGUACAGCAAGGGCAGGUACUGGGCCCUCUUACAUUUGACUGGCAAUAUGUCUGCCAACUCUCAGUUCUACAAAUUCUUUAUUUGUUUCUCAAACACAAGAAUCAUUUUUUGGGAGUCCAAUUUUAGUUGCUGAAGUUUCCCAUCAAAUUAGUGUGUUUUGAUGUUACACUUUAUUUAUGAAUUGUUUUAGGGCACUUCUUUGUACCAAAGUGGUCCUUGCGUUCUUGGCGCCGGGACUUCUGUGGAACUUCUUGCUAUGGGUUUUGCAGUGUAAGAGCAGUUACAAUCAUUUGCAGAGUGGACUGUCAUGAAUGUGAUGAUUAGCAAGGCAAUAUGUUGAUACUGCAUGCUUUGGUUAGCACAAGAUAGAUACAGAAAUCUGAUUCUGGCCUGCUGUGGCUUCAUAAUGCACAGUCAAACUGAUUUGGCCCACAAAUGCUCAAAAUUAAUAUUUAUUUUAGAGCACUGUUAACAAUAGUAAAUUAGGGUAAUGGCUAAAAAUCUGGUUUGCUAAUGCAAAGGUUUGGUUUAGAGCCAGUUAGGGGUCACUCGGGAACUAGACGGUUACUGAGGUAAAUUCCUCCCCUAUCCUGCACUAUUACGCACUUGAGCAAGCUACUUAAACCACAAUAUGUGUCCCAUAAGUCACUUUGGAUAAAGUUGCUGCUAAAUGACAAGUAACUAAGUAACCAGUGAUGUAAAUCUGGCUUUAAACUAGACAUUCCCAAGAAGUCAGGACCAUGAGAUCCCUUGCUGUCUGCAGGACCAUGUUUCUGCCUCUUUAGCUUUUAUGGUUGUGAGAAGUUCUGUUGAAUUUUCCAUUCAUCACAGGCUGUUGAAUAUUACCACCUGCUUUCACCCCCUCCUUUUCUGAAUGUGUGUUUGCAUUACCUGGCAGGAUUUAAAACUGUGAUUCAGGUCACCAUGCGUGCAAAUCUCAGUACUCAUUUUUCUCUAAAGAAUAGUUCAGCCAAAAAUGAUAAUUGUGCCAUUAUUAAUUCCAAACCCAUAUGACUUUUUCUUUCUUCUGUGGAUUACAAAAGGCGAGUUUUUACCAAGUUUUUUUUUUGCCUUAUAAUGACUGGACUGUGAAUUGUGACCUGUUUUUCAAGCUCGAAAAAAACAUUCAUCUGCGAUGAACAGAACACAAUUUAUGUCAUUAUUCACUCUCAAAUCAAAUAAUUAAUGAAGUGAUAACAUCGAUAACAUUAAACCCUCUCAUUGUGUCUGUUGACCAAACAUGCAACAUGUCAAAUUUUUGUUCUACAGAAGAAAAAAUUGGGUUUGGAGCGACAUGAGGGUGAAUCACAGAAUUUUCAUUUUGGGUGAACUAUUCCUUCAGGCAAAAAACAAAAACAAGUUUAUAGUAUUUAUAAAUAUCGAUUGCGGCCUAGAGUUUAAUAGUCAUCUCAUUUUAAAACAUCUUGAAUUUCAUUUUGUAGCUUCAGUGCGGUCAAUCUAGGAUUUGUCCACUAAUAGAUAGGAGUCAAUUUUACAUUUCCAGGUAUCGUCUUGUUUUUUCCUUUGUUGCAAAUAUUAUGUUAUUGCCAAACACAGAUUUUUCCAUUUCUGUUUGAAUAAAACAUUCCGGUAGAAACUUUUUCUUUCACCAAAGAUGUUCACAAAUGAUUAUUUUCAUCUUAAAAACGGCAGGAAUUACACCAUUUAAAUCACUCCUGCUGUUAAGUUGUACUGUAUUUAGAGGACAUACAUUUGGGUGAAUCUGUCAUUAAUAUGUCUGGGUCAUAUAUAUAUAUAAAAAUAAUAAUAAUAAUAAUCUUUUGCUUAAAGAAAACGAAGCCUUUUUGCACUAUUGCGAUUUAUUAUUUUUUUAUUAUUUUUUAACAGUGUUUAUGUUAACACUGUAACAUAAAUUCAACAAUUCAGCACAUUUUCCCUCAAAUUCUUUGUACUGUAAUGCAAAAACAUCUCAUUCUCUUUGCUGUAAUUCAAAGAAAAUAUUUUAUUGAAUUUUAUUUUAUUGUAAUGUAUUUAUUCAUCAUGGUAGUUUAUGUUGUUCUGAAUUUUGAAUUUAUGUUGAUUUAAAAAAGAAAAAGUGCAAAAAAUAUUGUAUUAUAGUAAUGAGAAUCUAGCAAAUAUCACCAUUUAGAAUAAUUAAAAAAAUAAUAAUAAUAUUGUUCAUAGCGUUUGAAAUAAAUCGUGCUUAAUUGUCAAGAAAAUAAUCUUAAUUGUCCUAAAAUAAACAUAUAUUUUACGUAUUUGCCAUUUUUCUUUAGAUUUUGGGGUGAAAUAUGACCUAGAUAUGUUUUGGUGAGAUUCACCUAUUUAGAGUAUAUGUAUAACUGAAACCACUAUCUGUCUGGCAGCUUCCUGAACCCACAAGUGUCCUUUUAAUGACUAGCCAGUUCAGUCGCUGCUCAAUUAUUACAGCAGUCAUUUAAGAGCAUCUUGAAACUGAAACUAGUCAUUGCGUUUGAGCAGUUUGGGGCACAUUGGUGUCUCUGGCUCUUUGUCAGGUGCAGGUUAAUAAUGAAACGGUUUGAGCUGCAGGCAACGACUGAAAGAAGGAGCCCCCUCCAAAAAAAACAUUAAUAAUUUGUUAGCCAAUAUUUCUCUUAUGUGUUUAAACUGUCUGAUAGCACUGUCCUUUUGUUUUUUUUUACCUUAUCUGACCUUGGAUCCAAAAAUAAUUGAUUUGCAUUUUUUAUACAUAAGGAAAUGUCCUCAAUAAAAGGGGAAAAUAAGAAAUUAUUUUUUGCUUAAGAAUGGAAUAAUAUUGUGACAUUAUUUUCAUGACAAUUAAGCAUAUUGUAUCCCCAA
This is a messenger RNA of Xyrauchen texanus (razorback sucker), 4153 nucleotides long. Its product is annotated as ethanolamine kinase 1-like. The coding region runs from base 149 to 1288 and encodes 379 amino acids. Gene Ontology annotation, molecular function: ethanolamine kinase activity. Gene Ontology annotation, cellular component: cytoplasm. The transcript has 8 exons. Gene Ontology annotation, biological process: phosphatidylethanolamine biosynthetic process. The record is from RefSeq and is a predicted model, not a curated record. NCBI's taxonomy places the organism in Eukaryota, Metazoa, Chordata, Actinopteri, Cypriniformes, Catostomidae.